Messenger RNA from Nicrophorus vespilloides, 1718 nucleotides. RefSeq names its product U4/U6 small nuclear ribonucleoprotein Prp31 (gene Prp31). NCBI's taxonomy places the organism in Eukaryota, Metazoa, Arthropoda, Insecta, Coleoptera, Silphidae. Gene Ontology annotation, cellular component: U4 snRNP; U4/U6 x U5 tri-snRNP complex; precatalytic spliceosome. The record is from RefSeq and is a predicted model, not a curated record. Gene Ontology annotation, biological process: mRNA splicing, via spliceosome; spliceosomal tri-snRNP complex assembly. Bases 101 to 1591 code for a protein of 496 amino acids. The transcript has 6 exons.
UUAAGCAUUUCCAGUCAAAACAUAACCUAUAAAAAACGUACAUAAAAACAUUGAUGGUACGUUCGGUUUUGUGUAUUCAAUAGUAGAUUGAUUCUUCAAGAUGUCUUUGGCCGACGAACUGUUGGCCGAUCUGGAGGAGAACGAGCAGGACAUCGAGGAUGAGUUCAUGGAAAGUCAGAAGCAGGAGGAGGUGGAGGAGAAGAAACCCGAUGUUAAGGAUUUCUUCAUGGAUGUGGACACACAGCAGAUCAACUCUAUCCGCGAGCUGUGCACCUUGAGAGAUUCUGAAACAUUGGCCAAAAUCCUGAGGCAAAUCGAAGGGUACGGCAACAAGAUCAGGAAAGCCUCCGAGAUCAUUGGCCCAGUAGAAUCAGAUCCUGAAUACAUGCUGAUUGUUGAGGCCAACAAUACAGCUGCACACAUCGAUAAUGAAAUUGCUGCAAUCAAUAAAUUUGUCAGGGAUAAAUAUCAGAAGAGGUUCCCUGAAUUGGAUUCUCUGGUUGUUGGACCAUUGGAGUAUGUGAAGACGGUGAAGGAGUUGGGAAACGAUUUGGAUCAAGCCAAGAACAAUGAGAUUCUGCAGCAGUUUCUAACGCAGGCAACGAUCAUGGUUGUCUCGGUGACGGCGUCCACAACGCAAGGGAGCAUGUUGACGGAUUUCGAGAAGUCCCAAAUCGACGAAGCUUGCGACAUGGCCAUAGAACUUAACAACUUCAAGCUUAAGAUCUUCGAGUACGUGGAGAGUCGCAUGGCUUUCAUAGCGCCAAACCUGUCUCUAAUCGUCGGUGCUUCAAUAGCUGCGAAGCUGAUGGGUGUCGCCGGUGGUUUGACCAGACUUUCAAAGAUGCCUGCUUGCAACAUUCAGGUCUUGGGACAACAGAAAAAGAAUCUGUCGGGAUUCUCUCAAACGCAUACUUUACCGCAUACAGGACACAUCUAUUACUCAGAAAUAGUACAGAACACUCCACCGGAUUUGCGGAUGAAAACUGCUCGGUUAGUGUCGAACAAAUGCGCGCUCGCUGCUAGAGUUGACGCGAAUCACGAGAGUACGGAUGGUAGAAUCGGAAGGAAUUUGAGGGAGGAGAUCGAGAAGAAGUUGGAUAAACUUCAAGAACCACCGCCAGUGAAGUUCGUGAAGCCUCUACCCAAACCCAUUGAAACUAGCAAGAAGAAGCGCGGUGGAAAGAGAGUUAGGAAGAUGAAGGAACGAUACGCCAUCACCGAAUUCAGGAAGCACGCGAACAGGAUGAACUUUGCUGAUAUUGAGGAUGAUGCGUAUCAAGAGGAUUUGGGUUAUACCAGAGGAACUAUAGGAAAGUCGGGAACCGGUAGGAUUCGGUUACCUCAAGUCGAUGAGAAGACCAAAGUGAGGAUAUCCAAAACGCUGCAGAAGAACCUUCAAAAGCAACAGAUUUGGGGCGGAAGCACCACAGUGAAAAAACAGGUUUCCGGUACUGCUUCAAGCGUUGCCUUCACACCAUUACAGGGAUUGGAGAUCGUUAAUCCGCAAGCGGCUGAAGUCAAGGUCAACGAGGCAAACGCCAAGUACUUCUCAAACACCUCAGGAUUCUUCCAAAGCGAUAAGAAAUAAAUAAAUAGCUUUAAACACGUUAGGAAAUGUAUUUUUUUUAAUUGAUUCUUAAACGAAAGAAAACAAACAAACACGAAAAGGUGAUCAGUACAAAAACGUUGUUUUUUUUUCUCACUUUGAAUUACUG